This is a messenger RNA of Linum trigynum, 1852 nucleotides long. The record is from the annotation of a GenBank genome assembly. NCBI's taxonomy places the organism in Eukaryota, Viridiplantae, Streptophyta, Magnoliopsida, Malpighiales, Linaceae.
CCCGAUCAGAUGAUUUCCCCCCUCGUUUUCUAACUGGAAGCAGUUCGUCGAGUUCUUUGGGACACGCCGAUUCCAAAAAGGAGACAUUGCCGCCGAACGCCGUCCAGUGCUUUUGGAAUCCUUGGUUGAUUCGCUUUCAGGAGCGAACUGUUUGAGCAAACUAUGGACGCCGAGUCUGCAGUGGAGUUUAGAGAACACGGCGACGAAGUGGCGGAGGAGGAGGAAGACUGGGAACAGACUAGCGGGCCGCCGCCGCCUCUGUUAAUUGCUCGCGGCGGACCUUUGUUUACGCCGAAUUUGGUCAGUCCCCUCACUCGAGUCCCCGAAUUCGAAGAUGCCAUUCUCAGCGAGCUCCAGCGGUUGAAGAACGAGUUAGAUUUUGAUUCUUCUGAGGCUUGCCAUGACGAUGAUAUCACGGUUGAUGACAUUAAAAUUCUAAGCACUGAGGAGUUGGUGGAGAUGGCAUUCGGGGAAGUUUUUAAAGAGGAUGAAGGGGAGAGCGUAAGUUCGUCGCAACGGUCUGAACCACAGCUGAAUGAAAGAGCGGAAAGUGAUCUUGUGUCGAGUGGGGUGCAAACUCGGUCAAGAAGCUCCCAGAGAGGAGGUGGUACUUCAGCUUCUUUAGUAUCCAAUGUUGACAGUAGCGACACUAGGGAAGGUGACAAGAAGUCCAGGAAGAGAAAGAAAGACACAGUGAAGUCUCGUUGUGCAGAAGAGAGUUACCCUGCUAAAGUUGAUGAGCUACUGAAAAUAAAACAGAAGCAGGAUGAAGAAAAAGCAACCGCUAAAUUGCAUUCCCUUAGUGCUGGUCGCAAGUCCAACCAGAGUUCUAAUGCAUUCAUGGAGAGUGUCACAAGAAUGAAAUCUCUGAGAUCUGUCAACUCAGAUAUGAAGCUCAUGAGGACCUCAGAUAUUCAACAAGAAGUACCUGUGCAGCUGCCUGAGGUAAUCCUUGUUGUGGAGGUGUACCACAAUGUUAAUGAAUCGCAAAAGACCCAAGAGUUUUUGGUGCUAGGACGACAAUGUUUGACAGAACUAAAGGACAAGAUCGUUUGCAGGAAUGACGAGAUGAUGAGAAGGACGGGGCAUUAUGAUCCUUCAGGAUAUUUCCUUAUAGAGGAUUUGUUCUGCAAUGAUCUGAGGGAAACCAUUUCAAUAGAUUACAGUGAGCCUAUAUUCGACUGGCUUAGGAACUCGAAAGAAGAGGUAAAUAAAAAAUGGGAGUACAUUAUAAGAGGAGACAUGAAACGCAAGCAAAAAGCUCUUUUAGAUAAGAUGCCACCUUCAAAAGUACCUGGAUUCCGACGCACCGAGAUGCAAUCCCUCCGUUUUUGUGAUUUAAGGUUUCGGCUAGGUGCUCCAUAUCUAUACUGUCAUCAGGGAGAAUGCAAGCAUACAGUCGUCAUAAGAGACAUGAGGUUGAUUCAUCCUGAUGACACCCAGAAUCGAUCUGCUUAUCCAAUCGAGAGCUUUCGACUGAAAUCACGCCUGCAGAAAUGCAACGUCUGCAACAUAUUUAGAGCUAAAAAGGUGACGGUGAAUGACAAAUUGGCGAGUUAUAAUCCCUGCUACUUCUGCGAGAAUUGUUAUUUCCUUCUUCAUUACUCUGAGGAUUGGACUCUCUUGUACGAUGACUUCACUGUAUAUGACUACCUCCGCGACUAGUUCGAUUCCUCAUUGAAUUAGUCUGGUUGGAUAUUCCCUCAUUGUCUAUCAAUGUGCUAUUGUCAUAUGUUGAAUGUUCGUGUUGACGGAACUGCAUAUUCGUUCUUGUUGGUGUGAAAUAUCUAAAUGGUUACAUGAAAAAAAUCGUCAAAAAAGUAUCAAAAUUUAUUAAAUUUUAAGAAAAAUG